AUGAAUCAGCGUUCUGCAGAGUUACCAGAACCAUACACUAGUCCAGCUAAUGACUUCCGUUCUGACACCUUCACAAUCCCGACCAAGGAAAUGAUAGAGGUUGCUUUUACGGCUUCUGUCGGUGAUGCGGUUUACCAGGAGGAUGUUGACACUAUGAAAUUGGAACAGCAUGUUGCGAAGUUGUUCGGAAUGGAGGCAGGUUUGUUCUGUGUUUCAGGUACGUUGUCCAAUCAAAUUGCUUUGAGAACACACUUACAUCAACCACCUUACACGAUAUUGUGCGACUAUAGAGCUCAUGUUUACACCCAUGAAGCUGCCGGUUUAGCCAUUUUGUCACAGGCCAUGGUGACGCCUGUAAUUCCUGCCAAUAAACACUACUUAACAUUGGAGGAUAUCAAGGCUAGCUAUAUCCCUGAUGAUGGUGAUAUCCAUGGUGCACCCACUCGUGUGGUUUCCUUGGAAAAUACCCUACAUGGUAUUAUUCAUCCUUUAGAAGAGUUGGUGCGUAUUAAGGCUUGGUGUAUGGAAAACGGUCUGAAAUUACAUUGUGACGGCGCAAGGAUAUGGAAUGCUUCUUGUGAGUCCGGUGUGCCAUUGAAGCAGUAUGGUGAGAUUUUUGAUUCUAUUUCGAUCUGUUUGUCCAAGUCCAUGGGGGCUCCAAUGGGAUCCGUUCUAGUUGGAUCUAACAAGUUCAUCAAGAAGGCCAACCACUUUAGAAAGCAACAGGGUGGUGGUGUUAGACAGUCGGGUAUGAUGUGUAAGAUGGCUAUGGUUGCUAUUGAAGGUGAUUGGAAAGCCAAAAUGAAGAAAUCACAUGCUAUGGCACACGAAUUGGCCAAUUUUUGUCAAUCCCACGCCAUCCCACUUGAAUCACCACCGGAUACAAAUUUUGUCUUCAUAGACUUACAGAAGGCUAAGAUGAACCCAGAUCUUUUGGUGAAGAAAGGUUUGAAAUAUGGUGUUAAGUUGAUGGGUGGAAGAAUUUCCUGCCAUUACCAGAUUUCUGAGGAAUCAAUAGAACAGCUCAAGUUAGCAAUUAUUGAAGCUUAUGAGUAUGCUAAGGAACAGCCAUUUGACUCUAAUGGUCCUACAAAGAUUUACCGUAGUGAGUCGGCAGAUGCUGUUGGUGAAAUCAAAACCUACAAGUAUUAA
Messenger RNA from Eremothecium cymbalariae DBVPG#7215, 1152 nucleotides. It is a transcript of the gene GLY1, whose product is annotated as threonine aldolase GLY1. Gene Ontology annotation, cellular component: cytosol. Gene Ontology annotation, biological process: glycine biosynthetic process; L-threonine catabolic process. Gene Ontology annotation, molecular function: L-allo-threonine aldolase activity. The record is from RefSeq and is a predicted model, not a curated record. NCBI's taxonomy places the organism in Eukaryota, Fungi, Ascomycota, Saccharomycetes, Saccharomycetales, Saccharomycetaceae. The transcript has a single exon. Bases 1 to 1152 code for a protein of 383 amino acids.